AUGUCGACCGCUUUGGAUAGCAUACCCUCGACGCUGGGUGCCGUCCUUGCGGGCGGCUUCGUGUCCACGUUCCUUUCAGGAAUCGUGUCAAUGCAGACCAUUCUCUAUACUUCCCUGUACCAUGAUGAUGCGCUGCGGCUGAAAGUCGUGGUCUAUUUGGUCUGGACACUUGAUAUCUUGCAUACGGGAUUCGUAUGUGUUGGAGAUUGGCAGUAUUUUAUCACCCAUUGGGAUGACAAUAAUGUCAAGGACUGGAUACCAUGGCCAAUUGCGGCUACAGUAGCGCUUACGGCAACCAUGACCUUCGUAGUGCAAUGUUUCUUCGCAUACAGGGUCUUUACAGUAAGCCAAAGAAGAUGGCAUAUUGCUUUACCGCUGGCUGUGGUCGCGUUUGCCCGAUUAGUUGCUGCGUUGGUCUCUACCGCAAUGAUGGACCGGCUGGGGAGCUUCUCGAAAUUCCGAACAGAUGUAGGGUGGGUUUUCACCUUUGGCCUUUCAUUAUCAGCGGCGUUGGAUAUUAUGGUCGCGAUCACGCUAUGUUACUAUCUACGGAAGAGCAAGAGCGCAUUCUCUUCGAUGGAUAGCGUCCUCGACACACUGACCUUCUGUACGGUGCAAAACGGCACGAUCACCUUUAUUACAACAGUCGUGACCUUGAUAUGCUGGGUUACGUUAACGAAUCUGGUCUUUCUGUCCUUGCAUUUCAUCAUCGCCAAGCUAUAUGCCAAUGCGCUGCUCUCAACGCUCAACGCAAGAAGAGCUCUUCGACUUCAGCAGUCAUCCGCUGCUGACAUGGACCUCUCUUUCCCGAUGGUCAUUAGUGCAGGCGAGUACUCAGGAAACCACGAACACGGCCAGACCCGCAGUAGACAACAUCCACGUACUGAACAUAUUCCCAUGACCACUAAGGUUCACAUCAAUGUCGAAGAAACCGUCCAGAUCGAGACCGACUAUGGCGAAGACCAUCCUUCAGAGACCGACAUAUCGAAGGUCCAAAUAUGA
Laetiporus sulphureus 93-53 is the source of this 1002-nucleotide messenger RNA. RefSeq lists its product as uncharacterized. The transcript is spliced from 20 exons. NCBI's taxonomy places the organism in Eukaryota, Fungi, Basidiomycota, Agaricomycetes, Polyporales, Laetiporaceae. The coding region runs from base 1 to 1002 and encodes 333 amino acids. The record is from RefSeq and is a predicted model, not a curated record.